Aspergillus alliaceus is the source of this 1397-nucleotide messenger RNA. RefSeq names its product putative transsulfuration enzyme family protein. Gene Ontology annotation, biological process: transsulfuration. Gene Ontology annotation, cellular component: cytoplasm. The transcript has 2 exons. Bases 127 to 1314 code for a protein of 395 amino acids. Gene Ontology annotation, molecular function: carbon-sulfur lyase activity; pyridoxal phosphate binding. The record is from RefSeq and is a predicted model, not a curated record. NCBI's taxonomy places the organism in Eukaryota, Fungi, Ascomycota, Eurotiomycetes, Eurotiales, Aspergillaceae.
GGUUCCCUAUAAAUUGGAAGAUAUUCUCAAGAUUGAGCUUUAAAAUUUAUCAUUGCCUCUUCCCAGGCUUUUGCCUUCUAGAAACUCACUCCACUCUGUGCAACCUGGCAGUCCCUACGUCACAGAAUGUCCCCUUCAAACGAUACUCAUCGCUCCACGCGAGCAUUGCAUGCCGAUGACCCUCUGAACCUCGUCACUGACGUUGCCCCUCCGAUACACUUGUCGACAACAUUCAGAUUCCCGAGCGACCCCAAUGACCUGCUACCUUCCGUCGAUCCCGUGGAUGAGUUUAACGGGAAGAACUACGUAUACUCCCGCGAGUUUGCUCCGAACGCAACUCGCUUUGAAGCCGUUCUUUCUUCGCUAAUUGGCGGUAAUGCAGUCUGCUACGCAACUGGGCUAGCUUCUCUGACUGCUGCCUUGGUGCUGCUGAACCCCCGCCGCAUCUCGGUUGGCGAAGGUUACCAUGGUAGCCAUGAAGUGAUCGGUGUUCUCUCACGCCUGUCUGGCCUUCAGAAACUGGACCUUCAUUGCCCUGCAGAGAGCUUAGAAAAAGGAGAUGUGAUACUGCUUGAAACUCCUAUAAAUCCGCUGGGCACAGCUUACAGCAUCGAGCAAUUUGCCCAGAAGGCUCAUUCUAGAGGUGCUUACCUCAUUGUCGAUAGCACCUUCGCGCCGCCAAGCUUGCAAGAUCCGUUUCAGUGGGGCGCGGACAUUGUGAUGCAUUCCGGCUCCAAGUAUUUUGGCGGUCACAGUGACAUGCUCUGUGGUGUGCUUGCCACAAAACGACAGGACUGGACGAAGAAACUUUAUGAGGAUAGACUUGCGUUUGGAAGUGUCAUCGGCAACUUGGAAGCUUGGCUUGGUCUUCGAAGUCUGCGCACACUGGAAGUUCGUGUGGAGCGCGCAAGUCAGACGACUGAAAAAUUGAUCUCAUGGCUGAAUGAGGGUCUGAACGCUCAAAGUCCAGCUCCAGGGAGCGAGGAGCAGACCAUACAAACCGUCCUUCAGAAGAUCCACCAUGCCAGCUUGCAGGAUGAGCCUUGGGUUCGGGAGCAGAUGCCCAAUGGUUUCGGUCCUGUAUUCUCAAUUGUGCUCCAGAGCGAGGAUUUUGCGCGAGUCCUGCCAAGUAAAUUGCACUUUUUCCAGCAUGCAACUAGCCUCGGUGGUGUCGAGUCCUUGAUUGAAUGGAGAGCAUUGUCUGACUCUAGAGUUGACCGGAAGCUCUUGCGAGUUAGUGUUGGAUUGGAGAAUUGGAAGGACUUGAAGAAUGACUUGCUCCAAGCAUUCAAAUCCAUUCUGCCGCACGCUUGAUUUAUUGUUUCGAAGCCUUUCUGCUGUAUAUAUUGAUAUUUUGUUCCAUGAAAUUUUAACGACAAUUUUGUAGUAGUGUUUAC